Molecule: messenger RNA, 1020 nt
Organism: Oikopleura dioica
Lineage: Eukaryota; Metazoa; Chordata; Appendicularia; Copelata; Oikopleuridae
Source: the annotation of a GenBank genome assembly
AUGCCAUUUUUUGCUGGAAAUACUGUCACCUUCAACAUUGAUCAACAAUCCAGAGGAAAGAAAUCCAUCGCGUUGAACCUCAAAGACCCUUCUGGCCAAAAAAUCCUUCGCUCGCUCGCUCGUUCCUCCGAUGUUCUCCUUGAUCCCUUUCGCCCUGGUGUCAUGGAGCGCCUCAACUGCGGUCCAGAGCGCAUCGCAAACGAUCGCCUCAUCUUCGCACGGUUGAGCGGUUUUGGCCAGACGGGGCCAAUGCGCGACGUAGCUGGACACGAUAUUAACUAUUUAGCGCAGUCGGGUGUUCUUGAUUCCCUCAGAGAUUCCACUGGCAAACCUUGUCCUCCGGUGAACCUCGUCGCGGAUUUCGCUGGUGGAGGAGUUAUGAUGGCGCUUGGAGUAACCUCAGCGAUUAUCGAGAGGGGUAACACCGGAAAAGGUCAAGUUCUGGACCUGGCAAUGUCAGAAGGAGCUGCGUACGCUUCAGGCUUUCUUUGGUCAAUGAGAAGUCUUUUCCCGGGAGCAAAGGGAACCAAUAUGUUGGAUGGUGGAGCCCCGUUCUACGGCGUUUACGAAACGAAAGAUGGCCGAUUCAUGGCCUUGGGUGCAAUUGAGCCGCAAUUCUACCAAGUAUUUCUUGAGAAAAGCGGGUUGAAAGAGCUCGAUGAUCUUCCAAAUCAAAUGGACCAGGAAGAAUGGGGAAAAUUGAGGAAAAUCAUCGAAGAGAAGUUUUUGGAGAAGACUCAACAGGAGUGGGCAGAUAUUUUCGAUAUGACUGAUGCAUGCGUGAGUCCUGUGAUGACCGCUGAAGAAGCCGCAGAAAAUAUACAUAACAAAGAGAGGAAUUCAUUUCUUCUCGAUGAGCACGGCCAGUUCUUUCCCCGUCCUGUCCCAGGAUCAAGCACUUCUACCGGCUUCGUCCCAACAAUCCAGCCAAAUGUCGGCCAGCACACAGUUGAAAUUCUAUCCGAGCUCUAUUCAAAACGCGAAGUCCGCAAAUUCCUCGAAAAUGGCAUCGUCUCAUAA